Molecule: messenger RNA, 780 nt
Organism: Oreochromis aureus
Lineage: Eukaryota; Metazoa; Chordata; Actinopteri; Cichliformes; Cichlidae
Product: mucin-1-like
Exons: 3
Coding region: 22-780 (252 amino acids)
Source: RefSeq, a predicted model, not a curated record
GGCGCCACAAUCACACAAACUAUGACGGGAGGUUUGGGUGGAGGACAGUCAGAGCCUGCCAGGCCUGACAUCACUCAGGUAAGCCCAGGUUUAGCCAGCCACAGGACUGGAACAGUUUCAAGGAAGAUUAGGGUGUCUGAGACACGGAGCCGUACCAGCAGGUGGGGCCUCAGCAGCAGCAGCAGCAGCAGCAGCAGCAGCAGCAGGCCUGCGCCUGUGAGCUCGCAGAGUUUGUGGCCUGUGCCCUGGGCGACCUCAAACUCUGCGAGGGAUCCAGAGAGGCGCUCAAAAGGUGCAUGUCUGCUAAUGCCGGGCUCCACCAUCCCCACCCUCUACGGCCCGGGCUCCACCAUCCCCACCCUCUACGGCCCGGGCUCCACCAUCCCCACCCUCUACGGCCCGGGCUCCACCAUGCCCACCACCUACGGCCCGGGCUCCACCAUCCCCACCACCUACGGCCCGGGCUCCACCAUCCCCACCACCUACGGCCCGGGCUCCACCAUCCCCACCACCUACGGCCCGGGCUCCACCAUCCCCACCACCUACGGCCCGGGCUCCACCAUCCCCACCACCUACGCCCGGGCUCCACCAUCCCCACCAGCUACGGCCCGGGCUCCACCAUCCCCACCACCUCGCGCCCGGCUCCACCAUCCCCACCAGCUACGGCCCGGGCUCCACCAUCCCCACCACCUACGGCCCGGCUCCGUCCGCUGUCGGCACACCAUCUGGGCAAUGUAUGUUUGCCCAGAUGGCGCUCUACAGCCACUGGGGUGGCAGUAG